This is a messenger RNA of Lachancea thermotolerans CBS 6340, 738 nucleotides long. It is a transcript of the gene SLM4, whose product is annotated as Slm4p. The record is from RefSeq and is a predicted model, not a curated record. Gene Ontology annotation, biological process: signal transduction. Lineage: Eukaryota; Fungi; Ascomycota; Saccharomycetes; Saccharomycetales; Saccharomycetaceae. The coding region runs from base 1 to 738 and encodes 245 amino acids. Gene Ontology annotation, cellular component: Ragulator complex. The transcript has a single exon.
AUGGGUUCCUGGUCCGGCGAACUCAUAGCGUUGCGGAGCCUCCCACGGCUCCUUCAAAAGGCCACACACGGCCCCGCGCGCUGCACACCUGGCUUCUGUCUUGCGCUGCGCGCUUGCAUUCUGUUCUCUAACUGUUCUCUCUUCCCUUCCACAUCGUUUGUAGUGAGUCUCGCGAUCACCUGUGUAAUGCUCUAUCUAAUAUGGGAAACGUUCAACUUACUGGGCUCAGUUGUGCUGCUCCACGAACCACACGCACCGAGCACCAUCAUUAUGCUCCAUGGCAAGAACAUCCACCACCUGCUAGAGCUCACGCUCUCCCCGGUACAGACCGUGGUUGCGGAACAUGAGCCGCUUUUUUCCUCGCUCUUGGUGUCGUGCACCAACGGAAGCAUUAUUUCGUAUGCCAACAGCGAUACCGCCCCUACGACCUAUAACAACUCUAGCAACAACCUCAAGAUGAUGGCACUGCUUGUCAGGGACAAGUGGAACGAAGACCAGCAAGACCCCAGCGCUCAAGCGACACAUAGCUGCUACCAGUGCGAGGCCGAGGACGGCGAGGUUACGCGUGUGUACACCUAUGAGCUGGAAGACCUUCACGCUUGCGUCGCACAGAUACCUAGAAGCGACCUGCUUUUACUGUUCAUCGCCAGCAGUGAUUACCCUUACGGCUUACUGGUAAAGAAGAUGAAGGCGGCCUUGCGAGCGUUUUCCAGCAUGUAUGGGUACAAGCUGGACUGA